AUGGACUGCUCCACCCAGCAAAGAAGGCACAACCCCGUGGACAGCAUCUGCCGCAAGUUGCAGACCAUCCAGCGGUACACCUCUGACUCACCCUACCACAUCCCCAAGCUGAUCUCCAGUAGCUACAACAGCCCCCAGGCAGGCCUCAAGCAAAACCUGGAGUCCUUCCUGAAGAAACGCACCAUCCGUGGAGAAGAUGGCAUAGACCAGAGCAUGUUGACCCCCGCGAGUUCUCCCAAGAGCCCCCGGACGGCCCUCGGUCCGUCCACCCCCGCCAUCCCUUCCACACCGGCUUCCACCACCCCCACCCCGACAAACGCCACCUUCACCAUCACCAGUACCCUAGGGGAGAGGCGGGGCCAGGGCCAGGGCCAGUUUAGGGGGUGGCAGAGGACAUGCUCCACCCCGGCUACCCAGAGUGGCGAGCCCUACUUCAGUUUCUCCCAAGGAGGUCAGUUCACCCAGCCUGAGGGGACGGACAGAGAGAGAGAGGGGCACAGGAACUCCCCGCUCUCUCUCACCCACUCCCAGACGCACAGCACGCUCUCCUACAACCUGAACUUCUGCUCUGGAGAGUCGGCCAACCCCCUGGAGUGUGAGCUGCCCUACCCAGCCCUGGUGGUCAAGAGGCUCUCCAUGGGAGGCGACGGAAGUCUCUUCUCUUCUGAUGCCAGGAAGGAGGCGAUGGCUGAGGUCAGCCUCAUCUGUGAAGAGGACCUGCUGGAUACCAUCUUCCACGCCUGUGAUACCCAGCGUCGAGGGAAGGUGUAUGUGUCCCGUAUCGUGGACUACCUGCGGCACACCACCAGCCGGGGGUCAGAGGACAGCGGUCUGGACGACCUGUGCAACAUGCUGGACCCCGAGCACAAAAACGUGUCCAUCGACCUGGACACCUACCACGCCGUCAUGAAGGAGUGGAUCGACGACUGCCGCAACAGCGGGGACGAGUCAGCAGAGGAACUCACUCAGCAGGACUCAGUCAGACUCAAGGAAAGUCUAGCAGCUAAGAGGUCUGUGCUGCUAAACAUGACCUCUGGAAGUCUGGAGGCGUUUGGAGGCGAGGCGUCACGGGGAGACCUGGAGACGUCAGACCUGGUGUACUGUGUGGCAGACCUCCAGUUCAGCAACCACAAGCUGCAGGAGGAUGUCCGCAAGCUAAAGCAAGCCAUGGAGGCCAUGGAGGACACCAACCUGAGACUGGCCGAGGAGAACGAGCAGCUCCGCAGCCAGGCCAAGAUGGGUCACCAGCUGGCUCAGAAGGAGAAGCUGCUGAAGGAGGAGGUGGAGGAGAUGAAGAUGACCCUGAGCUGCACGGAGGAGGGCCGCGCCCGCGCCUCGGCACACAGCAAACACAUGGAACGAGAGAACCAGUCCCUCAUCGCUAAGAUCGCCUCUCUGCAGGAGGAGAACAUCAAGGUCACCAUGGAGAUGGAUGACCUUCAGAAGAGGAUGAUGGAGCUGUGUGACCUUAACACAGAGCUACAGGUGCAGAUCCACUCCUACGAUGGCGUUGUGAAUGAGAAGGAUUCUCUUCUACUUGAGCGGAGUAGUCAAAUAAAGGAGCUGAGGGCUGCAUUGGAGGAGUACUCUUCUGUUACAGAGCUUCUGCGAGCCGACAAGAGCAAGCUGGCGAGUCACAUGCACCUGAUGCAGCCUGACAUGUCGUCUCCGGUGGGGCUGUCCCUCUCAGUGGCCUACAGGUUGAACCAGAUGGCCUCAGGCUCUCUCCAGACAGAACUGGCCCUGGCCCAGAAUCCUCUUGAGGGGGCAGAGCGUCUGUCAUCCAACCCGAGUUUCGUGUCUCCAAUGGACGAGACCCUGGACAAGGAAGUGCUGCUUCUCUUCCAGGGCCCCUCCCCUGAGCACAUGUCACAGGAGUUCAAGAACACCAUCACCAAACUGAAAACAGAAUUUGAUGAGGAGGGUGUCUCAGUCCUGGUGACACUCAGGGCUCUCCUGGACCAGCAUGGGGGGACAGAGGCCGUCUGUGACCCGCGCCUACAGACGGUGCAGUGUGAGCUGGAUGCGAGGAGGACACAGUGGGCCCUGAGCCUGGAGCAACUGGACCAGUACACCGACUCCCUGGAGAAGGAGCUGAUCAAGAUGGCCAGCAACAUGAGGCGCUCACGCACAGAGAUCCUGCACCUUUCUGUCCGUGUCCAGGAGCAGGAGAACCAGAAGCAGCAGCUGAAGGAGGAGCUGGAGCAGCUGAAGACCCCUCAGGACAGCCGGGAGGCCAGCUGCCAGACGCCCAUCGACGGAGAAGAGCCGGGGGAGGAUCUGGACUGGGACGAGGAGUUUGCCCUCCAGGACUUCCUGAGGGCCGAGGUGGACGAGCGUUACCGGGACUACCGGCCCGAGGGCCCCGGGGGGACGAGGCCACCAGGGGACCAGCUGGCGGACCAGCCAGGGGAGGAGGGGGAGGAGCGCUGGACGGUGGUAGGAGGAGAGGGGUCAGAGGUCCAGGAGGAGCCCAGGGGGCUCUCUCCCCCACCAAGAAGCACAGAGGGAGAGGAGGCUGCAUUCUUUUCCUCCAUCCAUCACUCUCUCCGUCGGUCUACCCUAAACCCCUCUCCCCCUUUCUCCAUCUUCCUCACCCCUGCUUAUCUUUCUCUCCCCCUUCAUCCCUCCCUCUCUCUUUCUCUCUCAGAAACGACAGCAUUACCGGAGCCUGAUCUGAAGAACGACAGUGAAUCUCUACAGGAGGCCAAACUCCCAGAGUGCACUGGGCUCUCGGACGCCCACCCGCAGGCUGUCGGCAGUGAUGCUCUCCAUCCACCCUCCCACACAGGCGCCGGUGUGUCAUCACAUCAGACCCUGAUGGCUCCUCCCCUCCACUCUGCAGAUGCAGUGACCUUUGACUCUGCCACGCCCCCUCCCGAGGCCCCAGCCCAGGAUCCGAGCUCUUCGUCACCGGACCAAGACCGAACGCUCACCCCCGGACCCAGCCCCCCUGGCCCUGUGGAGAUGGUAUCUCCGAGCUGCACCUCACCUGUGCUGGAUGAAACCAUGUAUCUAACUGGGAGUUGCCCCGGUGUCAGCUCCCAGCCUCCAGGCGCCAGCGAGGACGGAAGAGGAGAAGGAGGAGGGGAGGACACGACGGCAGGCAGCAUGAGCAACAUCAAGAGGUUGAGCCAGGACCAGCUGCCAGAGAGAGUUGUUGCGGAGGACAGCACUAGCCUGCUCCCUGUACUAGAAGAGGAGGAGGAAGGUGUGCAUGAGUCCGUUCAGGUGCCAGCUGUGAAUGUAGACAUGGCAGGGACAGACAGGCUGACAAGAGAAGGAACUGCCUCGCUCUCUGCCCCUCAGGCUGUCGUUGGACAGACCAUCUCAGACACCAACCAAUCUGAGGGCAGAGCUGAAGGCAUAGCCUCUGACCCCAGCCAAUCGGAGGACUCUUUUGCUCUGCAGGAACCCCAGGGAGCCAAAAAGUUAAAAAAGGAACUGGAGCUGUCCCCCAGCAUGGAGCUGAUCGAGGAACACAAGGCUCCCGAGGACCUGAGCGAAGCCAGCGGCGCCACGGAGAAGGACGUCGAGACCUCUGUGAUUUCUGAGGACAACAGUGAGUCCAUGAGAGACGAGAGGAACAGUCUGUCUCAAAAUGAGAAGGAGAUUGAGACGGAGUUCCAGCGCUUGUCUCUGGGCUUCAAGUGUGACGUGUUCACCCUGGAGAAGAGGCUUCGACUGGAGGAGCGAUCACGUGACCUGGCCGAGGACAACGUCCGCAGGGAGGUGUCCAGCUGCCAGGGCCUGUUACAGGCCCUCAUCCCUCUCUGUGAGGAUGACAACCAGUCUAUGGAGAUCAUCCAGAGGCUGCAGAAGAACCUGGACAUCCUCAUCCAGUCCAUGACCAGGGUGUCCAGUCGCUCGGAGAUGCUCGGAGCCAUACACCAGGAGAGUCGUAUAGGGAAGGCGGUGGAGGUGAUGAUCCAGCACGUGGACAACCUGAGGAGGAUGUACACUAAAGAACACACUGAGCUGCUGGAGCUCCGAGAGACCAUGAUGCAGAACGAGAGGUCGUUUGGAUCCCACUCCGACAGAGAUGACUUCCGAGGCAAGAAGCAGACAGGAUCCCAGUUCUACAAGUCCUCGUCUCGAAGAGUUAGCAUAGCUGCUAUCCCCCGCUCCAGUGGUGGACACUAUGACAUGCCCAAAGCACUAGACAUCUCAGAGACGGAUGCCGAGAGAUUAACCAGGAGAUCCCCCUGGAAUGUGACAGGAAAGGGUGCUGCACGGCCCCCUCUAAAGCGUUUUGUCAGCUCAGGGGCCUGGGUCGAGGUUGAUGAGCCCACGCUCAUGAUGAAGGGGUCGCCCUUUGACACGGACCCUCUCUCCGAGGAGGAGCACAGAGGGAGCUCUGAGAGGAAGUCCAGUCUCACUGAACUGGGCAACAAACUCACCUCCUUGAUAAUGCCCAAGUUCAAGACCCCCAGUCCAGCCUCCACCCCUAACAUGACUGAGCAGGCAGCGUCCUCCACCUUCCUGGGCCCCACCUCCAGGCCAGCGGUGGCCAGGACCAGCCGGGGCAUGUGGCUGUGGCUGGCUCUGGUGGUGGUCCUGGCUGCCCUGCUGGCCCUGCUGGCCAGCCUGGUGAUGCAGCCGGCCGUGGACGCAGCUCCCGUGGGGACAGGGGACUCCUGGAUGACCAUCCAGCAGCUCCUGUGGCCCUACACUGGGCUCAGGCACAACGGACAGCCCCCGGUGUAGUCCCGGGGGCCCGGAGGUCCCGCCUGCCGUCACUCUGGGAGCCGACAGAACGACGGAGGGACUAGCUGACCUCGGGGGAUGGGUCGACCCUAAGAAGGCCUCGUGAUCACGUUUGUUAGACUAGUCAGUGUGUGAAGACCAAGCCAACCACUUAGUGUGUUUACCGGGCCAUCGCGCUUCUGACCACGGCCCAUGUUCUUAUUGGUGCUUCAGGGGACACUAUGGAACACAAUUAAACACAGAUGGGGAUGCCCAUUGGCCGAUUUGCAUGUGUCACGUCGAGGGCUUCAGCAUUGAACUAACCAAUCAAGUUAAGGACCCUCAGCACAUGCUUUUCACUCUGGAGGACCAGCCUGGAAGACAGGAUUCUACGAUUUUAGCUUUUUAAACACAUUUCAGCUUUACUGAGACUUAAUAGGGCACUUGGGGUUGCAAGAAUGGGCAGCCCAUCAGAAAGGUUUUAAAUAAAUACAUUCAGUUGUAACAAUCACUUUUUUUAUGACUUUAAUAAACUGGCUUGGUAAUCAAACUGCAAUUUUAAAGGUUAUUGGAAGGUCAUAAACGUUAAUUUAUCAUUUUAGUGUUUAACUGCAUUAGAUUCUGUGAUAAAAUGUGAAUACCUAAAAAUUAUUUUUGUUAUAAUCAAAUUUGUUUCAUUCUCACCAUUUUUAUUUGACUUGCUAUGUUGUGUUCAUCACUUAUAAUAUUCAUACACUUUUGUAUGUUCCAAAGAGGGUGACUGAAACUUUGCACAAAUAAAGUAACUGAUUCCAUGAAA
This is a messenger RNA of Hypomesus transpacificus, 5485 nucleotides long. RefSeq names its product lymphoid-restricted membrane protein. Bases 1 to 4707 code for a protein of 1568 amino acids. Gene Ontology annotation, cellular component: endoplasmic reticulum membrane. Lineage: Eukaryota; Metazoa; Chordata; Actinopteri; Osmeriformes; Osmeridae. The record is from RefSeq and is a predicted model, not a curated record. The transcript is spliced from 37 exons.